GAAGGAAAAUAAAAUUUUGAUAUACAUAAAGAAGAUAAAGUUAUAAUAUAUAUUUUGAUAUACACAUAUAUACAUUUAGUGGCUACCUUAUGCCAAUAUCUAUAACUAGGACUUUUUUUGCUAAUUUGAAGGACAUUUUGGGUAAUUUUCCCUCCAAACACCAGCAAAAUGAAAGGUAGAGAGUACAGUAAAUGUGAUAAAGCUAAAGGUAGAAUCAUCUGACAUCCGUGCCAGUUGCCACCGACACCCCUCACUUCCAUUUUCCUAAAUUCACACUCCAAACACAAAGACCCCCCAAACUCUUCAAUCCAUUUGACAGAGAAAAUGGCAAUUUCAGACAAAGUAACAGGAAAUUUAACAACGUUGUACCUAGCAAUGAUAGGUGCAAUGAAAGCCUACGGGUUAAUGACCGGUCGAAACUUCAGUGGUUGUUUUGUGCUAAUUUUUUCGACAGCUGCAGUUGUUGUGGUCUUGAUUGCAAGUCUAACGUGGGAUAUAUCUCUCAAGGCUAGAAAUGCUAUGACUCGUGAUGAUCAUCCUCAGGUUUAUCAACAUGGUCAUGAAUUUUGUCGAGGUGGCAUCUGUUGGCACGGCGUCGCCGUCAGUUCCCCGGCGUCUCAAGUCCGGUUUCAGCUUCCUCAGAACCACAUCUAAACAAAUUCAGAAUUUAACUAAACGAUGUGAGUUUUGAAUUGAAAAUGUCGGCUCUGAAAUAUCUAUUUAAUAUAUAUUGUAUACAUAAAAUCUGUCAAAGAGAGUAGAAUGUAAAUUUGCAGAGUGGUGAAAAGAUGUUAUUGUAGCAGCACUACUUCCUUUUUUUUUCCUCAUGAUAUAUAGCAGUAGUACUAGUUCAAUGAAAAAAAGUACUCGUAGUAAUUAAUA
Nicotiana tabacum (common tobacco) is the source of this 882-nucleotide messenger RNA. RefSeq lists its product as uncharacterized. The record is from RefSeq and is a predicted model, not a curated record. Lineage: Eukaryota; Viridiplantae; Streptophyta; Magnoliopsida; Solanales; Solanaceae.